AUGAAGCUGGUGUACCAGAUCCUGAAACAGGAGGCAGAGCUCCGCGAAGACCAGUCCUACGAAUCUCAUUUCGAGACUGAGAACGGCAUCUACGCCUCCGAGUCGGGCAGGCCGGUGGAGAGCUACGACGUCAACGGCCAGUUCAGCUACACCGGUGACGACGGUGUCGUCUACAAGGUGGUCUACGUGGCCAACGGGAACGGCUUCCAGCCGCAGGGCGCCCACCUGCCCACCCCGGUGCCCACCGAGUACCCGACCCCGGAGGCGUCUGAUGAUGAUGACGAUGAGGAGGAGGAGCGUUACGAGGCUCCUGAGGAGGAGGACGAUGAUGACGAAGCUCCCGCCGGCUACUACCAGCCCCAGUAUGAGCGCGUCAUCGUCGGCUACAGGCCCCGCUACCAGUAG
Molecule: messenger RNA, 405 nt
Organism: Amphibalanus amphitrite
Lineage: Eukaryota; Metazoa; Arthropoda; Thecostraca; Balanomorpha; Balanidae
Product: cuticle protein CP14.6-like
Exons: 4
Coding region: 1-405 (134 amino acids)
Cellular component (GO): chitin-based extracellular matrix
Molecular function (GO): structural constituent of chitin-based larval cuticle
Source: RefSeq, a predicted model, not a curated record